UCCGUUUCUUCCUCGCCUCCGUCUUUUAAUUCACCUGGACAGAAUAACCCGCCUCUGGCACACGUUACAACCCGCUCCGUUUUCCAGGACAGGUUUAUUCAACGGAUUCUACCGCAAAGAUGUCAUUCUCUCCACAAUGCUCUGAAAGAAGAGGAAAAAUGUGCACAUGCCUCAGGGAUCAGAUAAUUUCAAGUGUCAUUCUUACUGAAAUCUUUUCCUGACAUGGCGCAUGACAAAUAACACUUGCACUAUUUCAUCACAGCAACAAUGGCUUCAACCAAACCUCAUCAUCGGCGAGAAAGCAUGGAGGAACCGCUUACCAUGUCAUCCUUUAUUCAUCUCCGUGAGGAACUGAAUAGACUCCAUAAAGAUUUUUCUCCUGAAUGCAACAAGCAUAUAGAUACAAUAAAUAAUCUCUUAAAUGAGUUAGAAGUAGUUUACUUACCUUCUGCUUGCAGCUCUGUAGCAGGAGCGAGGGUGGGGAGAUAUGGACUGGCUAUCCUGUUUGUGGGAUUAGCUUUAUUUGUAUUUAAUGAAGAGGUUUCUGCAUUUGUUGCUGCAGCAGGGGCAGGUAUGGCUGUAUUUGGUGCAUUUGCAUUUGCUUUUGGGCGAAACAAGAAAACACAGAAGGAGAACUUGAAACGAACCAUUAAAGAGGAACUAAAGGGAAUUCAGGAUAAAAAUUGCUCUAUUAUUGAUGUAAUGGAAAAAAUCUGUCAACAUUCUGUGGAAAUACUGAGAAAUGCGGGGCUAUCAGAACACAAAGCCCAGGCAUUAAGUGAACAUUUUGCCUACCGCCUUGAAAAAAGGCACCUCAUUCAGGAACAUGACAGCAGUAAAGUGGGUGUCCAGAUGUCUAAAAUCGUGCAUUUGUCUGGAAACCUUGCAGAAAUGAUCACCAAGGUUAGUUCUGUGCCAGAAAUCCUCAAAGAGAUUAUCGAAGACAACAAGAGGCGACAUGACAAACCUGCUAAACCAACACAUGAACAAAUAAAUAAAAUGGAGAAAUUCAUUAAUGAUAUCCAGAAAGGAAUUUCUGGGUUAAAAAACAAUGUGAAAGAAAUUGGUCAAAUAGCAGAAAAAAUAACAAAUCUUUGAAUUCAACAAAAUGAAAAAGUAUGUACUGCUGAGACACAAUUUGUUACUGGAUCCACCUAACAGGGGACAACACAAAUGGAGAGCAAUAUUACAUUGCAGUAUUGAAAAAAUUCAACAUUUCAUUGUCCUACAACAACUGAUGUUAUCAUUGUCAAACAUUAAUGUAAAUAAAGGAAAUUGAUACUUUGUUAAAUGCAGAAAUCCAGAAUCCAAAAGUAGAUGUUAUUUUGUGCAAAUUCUGUUUUAUAUUAAUCACUUUCAUAACAAAACUUGUAAUAAAAUGUACACACAAAAAUUUAAACUGAAAAAAGUAAUUGUCUUUAACCCUUUAAACCCUUACCAAAUUUUUUUUUUUUUUUUUUUUUUUUUUUAGUUGGGGCAAUAAUAAAUCUGAAUGAUUUCACUUUCCUUCAUUGUCCAAUGUGAAACCUCAAGUCAAAUGUACUGUAAAAUGGAUUUGUUCUGGAGGACCUAUUAUGCCUAUUUUUAUAAAAUGUAAUUUAAGUCUCAUUUGUCCCAAGAACGUGUCUGUGAAGUUUCAGCUUAAAAUACCCCACAGAUCAUUUAUAAAUCCAUGUUGUAAAUACCAAUUUCUGACUACAGUCAAGAACAGCCUGUUUUUGAGCAUGUGCCUUUAAAUGCAAAUGAGCUGCUGUGCCCCGCCCCCUCUCUAAUGCCUCAACAGGAUUCUCUGCCAAAUAGAUUAAAUAUAUAUUAAUAAU
Megalobrama amblycephala (Wuchang bream) is the source of this 1820-nucleotide messenger RNA. RefSeq lists its product as uncharacterized. Lineage: Eukaryota; Metazoa; Chordata; Actinopteri; Cypriniformes; Xenocyprididae. Bases 268 to 1098 code for a protein of 276 amino acids. The transcript is spliced from 3 exons. The record is from RefSeq and is a predicted model, not a curated record.